CAACCCAUUACUUAAGACCGAUUUUUACGAAAGAGAAUCGAUUCAUAGAAAUGCUCCAGUUUUCCGGUCAAAACAGAAACUUGACACUGUACCUGAUAAAUCGAAUAUCUAAUGUUAUAAAUUAAAUACUUAAUUAUGAAUGACCAUUUGAAAAACCCAGUGCUCUACGUCGGUGAGAUUGAUGACAAUAUCGACCUCUCACAACCUCCAAUAUCAGGGGAAGACUACAUAAAACGUGUCGUAAUUGAAGCACAACAAUGUGAGAGCGUCGUGGUGGCCAGGAUCGAUGAGGCAAAAUUGAAAAAACCCACCGUGAGCGUCAAAACUUUGGGAGGAUGUCUGGAGGCCCCAGCAACCCUCAGCCCCACAUACGAGUGGCAAAAAUGUCAGGUGGAUGACUUUUCAGAGGUCAGACUGAGUACGUCAAGGAUAAAAGCUGUGCGGGAGAAUUAUCGUCAACACAGAAAGCGCACAAUCAAAUUUCCAGAUGUUGAUGACAGGAAUAGUUGGGUAAACUUCUGUCUUGGUUCGUCCGUGGAGGGGUCAUCUCCUCAGCUCCCAACAUUGGAUAUUAUCUUCUGUUUGAGUCAACUCCAAGUGGAGCAAGUGCUAGAGUACAUGAUAGAAGAGGUAGAGUCCAGAGGAAUAGUGGAUCCUGUCUUAGGACAAUGGAUUUAUGGACUUCUAGCUGUCUUGGAGCUUCCAUUGAAUCCAGAUGUCUGUUCUUGCCUGAGGACGCUGGCGAGGUCUUGCUCCAUAGCCAGAGCUAAUUUGAAGCCAGAAGAGUCUGAAAAGGUCAAGUCCCUCAAUUUAUUCAUCUGUUUGGUAGCCAGGUACUUCAGACAACUAGACUUAGCAGAUGCUUAAUAAUAAAAGAUCUUGUAAAUUAAAUAAAAAUAAGAAAAAAUCCCAAUUUCGUAAUUUAAAAAAAGUA
Messenger RNA from Diachasmimorpha longicaudata, 934 nucleotides. RefSeq names its product gem-associated protein 2 (gene Gem2). Gene Ontology annotation, cellular component: spliceosomal complex; nucleus; SMN complex. The transcript is spliced from 5 exons. Gene Ontology annotation, biological process: spliceosomal complex assembly; spliceosomal snRNP assembly. The record is from RefSeq and is a predicted model, not a curated record. Lineage: Eukaryota; Metazoa; Arthropoda; Insecta; Hymenoptera; Braconidae. Bases 136 to 867 code for a protein of 243 amino acids.